AUGACAUCUGAGUUUUUCAAAAUAUUUUUCACAUUAGAAUCAAAAUAAUAUAAACCCCUAGAAUCAAAGAAUAUAAACGAAUAUUAAAAUGUUUAAUGAAACAAAAUAAUGGCUUCUAAAAAUAUAGACGACUUUUGGAAUAGUAGUUCAACAUCAGGUUUUAACUUUGAUGAAGAGGAUGAGGAACUGCCGCAACCUGAUUUUCAAUUUCAAAUGGUUGAACCUCAACCUAAAGUUAAUUCUAUUGAAAUAUAUUCUUUAAUUUCCAAAAAAUCCUUAGAUCUAAUUUUAGAUGAUAUUAAGUCUGCCAAUGAGUAUACAGUUCCACCAGUGGAAGAAGUGAUUAGAAAAAUGGCAUCUGGACAUAAAUAUUCACUGGAUGUUUAUAAACGGUUUUCUGAUAAAAUGUUAUUGUUUAAUUCUGCCCUAGAGUCUAUGGAUGGAAAUAUUAUACUAAAAGUGAUUCUGUUUUUGGAAUCAACAUUAAAACGUGAUAUAUUUGUGAACCAAUUAAUAAAGAGUAAGACUGGGAUAAAACAUUAUGCCAAUUAUUUGAUUGUGAAUAAUAGGUAUGAAGAUCUGAAUAGUUUUUAUAUUUCAACAGGUGUUUAUUCCAAUAUGAAACAACUUUAUUACUUAAUGGCACGUGGUGUUAAGAAUAAGACGAUUAUACUUGAUCGUUUACGUACUUUAGGCAUGGAUCUUCUGCAGAAAAUGUAUCAUAAAGAUGAUAGCGCAGAAUAUAAUCCAUAUAUAAAACUAUUACAAUGGCAAAUUCAAAAAAAUGAAAAUUGUGACUCUGUUAUAGAACAGUUAGCAGUUUUAUGUAAAAAAGAGUGGGAUGUAAAUAAAAAUGCCUUAGAGGUUAUUUUGGAAUUUAAAAAAACACUGAAGAUUGACGACUUUGCUUUUGAGUGGACUGUAAUGAAUGUUUUGGCAUCCAAGAAGAUGUGGCCUCAGCUAAACGAUUUUUUUAUGAAACCAAACUGGCUAACAAAAAAGCAUUCUUUGAAAACAGCCAUUCCGACUGAACUCUUUGUAUAUGGCUUAAGCAAACACGAUCCCCCUAAAGAUGUUUUGGAACAGUACUUACCAUGGAUAAAUAAUACUGAGAGAAGUCUGUUGUUGGCGGAGAAAUUGAACUGUCAUAAGUUUAUCAUUCAACAUUAUAUUAAUCAGAAAGAUAGAAUCGGACUUAUAACUUACAAAGCUUCACUUAUAGCUAUCAAGUUACCGCCUCAAAAUCCAGAAUAUUUUAUGAUUGAAAAUGCAUUGCAGUCCACCGACAAAAAAUGGAAAAAUUAAAUGUGAUAUUCAUUCAACCAGCAGCCUUGCAAAGAAACCUUGUUUUGGAUAUUUAUAUUACUUAAAGUAUUUGGAAUUAUAUAUUUCUAUGUGGAUAUUUUUUUUUAAAUGUAAUGUUGUAGAGAAACUCUGAUUAAUAAAUAAACUUUUAUUUCUUU
Diabrotica balteata is the source of this 1463-nucleotide messenger RNA. NCBI's taxonomy places the organism in Eukaryota, Metazoa, Arthropoda, Insecta, Coleoptera, Chrysomelidae. The record is from the annotation of a GenBank genome assembly.